GCAUGAUCAGCUGCCCUAUCCGGUAGAAGGUCUUCCGAGUUCCAACAACGACAGGGCUCAUUCUGAUCAUGAAAUGCUUAAUGGGCUUCCUGGAUCCGACGUUAACAAAACUCACGGCAUCCUCAUGCAAUUUAAACUUCUGGUUAAGAAAUCAAACGUGCGUGACCACGGCACUGGAAGAAAUGUGGAUCAAGGGCGGAGUCAGGAUGCGCUCCAUGGGCAAGGCAGCGCGCGCAAUUCUGCUGUUUCUGCUAGUCCAGUGCGGUGUCCUAUGGCUUUUGUUGAUCGUGGGCUUCCCCGUUGAAGUGCACUUUUUCCUUGGGAGGUUGAGCCAUUCCAAGAUUCAGAGACAUGGCGCUCAGCUCUCGGCGAUCCAGCUGCCCCAGAGCCGAUUGGCGUUGGCGAGAGACGGCAUUGUCAACCGGCAAGGGCUUCACUUCCUGCAAAUCCAAAGCGGGUGGCUGUUGGUAGAGGAGACCAGCGUCAGUCUGGUCUACACAGCAAACACCUCGUUCCAGCUCACAGGACCCUUCAAAGAUGCGCCGUCCCUGCGGGAAAUUGACCCCUCAAAGGACGCGGACGCGCGGUCCGCGGCCUUCGCCAGCUGGCAGGCCCGGAGCGCCGCUCAGCGGACGGAGCGCCUCCUGUUCAUCGUUGAUGGGGACACGGAAAGCAACCUGUUCCACCAGGUUGCAAAGAACCUGCUAACGCCGCUAGCGGCGGCAAUGCAGGCUUGGGGUGGCGACGCCCUGAAGGUGGAGGACCUUGUCCUAGCUCUGCCAGAUCAAAAAGUGGGGGCAGCCAUGGCGCACUUCUCCUUACACGCGCCGUUCUUUGGGAAGACUGUCUGGCCGGGCAAAUUUGCAUUGGGCAUGGGCCUAGGUUACCACUAUUUUGAAGACGUUGUAGUCACGCCGAGGGGAGUUGAUUUCUGGAACAGACUCGAUACACGUAGCCGGGACGCGCAGGCUCUGAGGAGAGUCGCUGACUUCAUACGGGGGCAAUUCCUGCAACAUUUUGGAAUUGUGGAGGAGCCGGGGGGGGACGCGAUGCACCCGGUCGCAAUCAAGUACAUCAGCAGAGGCAACUAUCCGCCCCAUUUGCAAGCCAUCCGAGUGGCCGACACUCAUCCUGUGCUGAUCAACGUCACCAGCGCUCCCGAGACAGAGCCGGAGAUGGGGUACAACCCGAGUGCGGCGGGGCGGCAGGUAUAUAAUGAAGAGGACGUUUUAAAGAAUGAGGAUAGGUGUUACGACAGACAUUGGGUGAAACGUGACCAGUUCAUGGUGAUUAGUGGAAGGAGUAGCCCUUACGAUGUCGACGUUCCAAAUCUUUUGGAGGCAACUAGAGUAGGAAUAAGGAUGGCCAAAGUGGCUGGGGCUAGGCUGUGGUUUGAGUGCCUAGACUAUAUGCUGAUGCGCAAUGAAAGUGGUUCAAGGUGGGAGAGGUUGCCCCCGUAUGCUUGUAAGACGGCUUUUUUCAGGGACACCGCUAUGUUGGUGAACGUCAGCGAUCACAGUAUCCCUUACAAGCCAUACGACAGAAUAUCAAGACUUUAA
Molecule: messenger RNA, 1559 nt
Organism: Klebsormidium nitens
Lineage: Eukaryota; Viridiplantae; Streptophyta; Klebsormidiophyceae; Klebsormidiales; Klebsormidiaceae
Source: the annotation of a GenBank genome assembly